ACCAAGCAAAUACACUCCGUCACGAUAUAAUUAUAAACCUCUCCUCUCUUCUUUUCUUCCUUCUAAUUUUAAACUUCACCCAUUCACCUUUCGGUGUUUUCAGAUCGAUUUGCCUUUUCAAUUUCAUCUGUUUUUAGAUAAUGGAAUCCAAGGAGGAAGUUCAUAGUGAUGAUGGAUCUUUUGAAUUGAUCGACUUUGAUGAUUACGCUGUGAACAUGGAAGAUAUGAAUAUAAAAGCUGAUUUCUUUAGCAACAGGGAUAUCUCCAGUGAUGGUUCUUAUGACUUCCUUUCUUCUGAACUAUCUGAUAUACUUGUUCUAACAGAAGGAGAAGCUUCUACUUACGAAGACCUUUCUGCUCAAAUCAAAUUCUUUUCACUCGAAUCAGAAAAUGAAGCCAAAUCUGAUCCUUCAGAAGAAGAAGAAGAAGAGUUUUCAGGCAUGGAUUUUCCUGAUAGUGUCGAUAUGAGUAGGAAGCGAAAUUUUAUGACCAUGGCUUAUGAGAACUCGAAUUUUGAUGUUCAUGAUUACCCUUUUCACAUAAAGUUAAAGGAUAACAUAACAAUAAAAGAAAUGGCAAAAAACCACAUCCUUCGUUACCUUCCAGCGAAAUCAUUAGCUAAGUGUCAACUUGUUUCUAAAGAAUGGGAUUUAUGGAUUUCAAGCCCAUUUUUCGCACACACCCAAAGUCGAUACUUCAGUCAAACCUCUGGUUUCUUUCAAGAUGAUGCUGAAACUAUUCGUUUCAUCUCUCUUGACAACUCUUCUUAUGGGGUUCCUUACCCUUCCCUUUAUUUCCUUCCACAAAAGGUUUCUAUAAAAAGCUCUUGCAAUGGGUUGCUUCUUUGUCAAGCUUCUGAUGAUGAAAAUGAAAUUUACGUUUGUAACCCUGCAAACAAAGAGUGGAUUCAGCUUCCUAAUUCUGGUUACUACCAUGGAAAAGAACCAAAAAAUGUGCUUGCUUUUGAACCUUCUUCUCUAAACUUUGAGCCACGUUAUCAAGUUAUAUGCCCUUUCUCUGUUCCUGGUGAGGGACCCAUUUUGUAUUUUGACAUUUAUGAUUCAAAUACAAAAUCUUGGAGGACUUGCGAUGAGAUAUGUCUCGAUUUCGAUGAAUCCGAUGUUAAAAGUGAAGGUCUUUAUGUAAAUGGAAUUGUUUAUUGGGAAACUACACGUGGCGAGUUGUUGGCAUUUGAUUUGAAAAAUGAGUUUUACAGUGUUCAGAAGCUUCCGUUAGGUGGUGCAUUGUCGAAGGUCAAUGGAGAGUUAUGCUAUGUCAAAGGGUAUUAUUGUCAUUCCAUCAAAAUGUGUGUAUUGGAUGUUUAUGGUGGUGGUGUUAUGUCUUUGAAAAGUACAAUGAGUGUUGAUGUUCGUCUUGAUGGUGUCGAAGAUGGUGAGAUGGUUGAUUGCAGAGUUUUGGGUAAUUCAUGCGAUGAUGUUGUCGCUUUUACCUUGGAGAAGUCUCAAGGGCAGAAUUGUCUUUUUGCUUAUCAUAUGAAGGAUCAAAAGGUUGAAGGCCCAUGUUCCCUACCGGAUCGCCGAACUCAGUCGCUGCUCCCCCCCUGCCGACCUCCGCCGCUGCUCACCGUUGGGAUACCUCUGUUCUGUGCUCUCCGGCCCUCUCGUUCACAAAGGGUUUUGAUUAUGGAGGUCAAAGAGGAAGUUCAUAGUGAUGGAUCUUACGAAUUCGUCGAUUUGGAUGAUAUCUCUAGUAACAUGGAUCGAUCCAGUGAUGGUUCUUAUGACUUCCUUUCUGAAGAAGAAGAAGAAGAAGAAGCUUCAAACACUACACCUGUUAAUGAGGACAAUACACAAAUCAAAUCUUGUUCGUUAGAUUUACCAAAUGAGGAUUCAAAAUUCGAGGAUUCAACCAACUCUCAUGAUGAAGAUGAUGUUGAUGAAGAAGAUGGUGAAGAUGAAGAUGAUGAUGAUGAAGAAGAUGAUGUUGAUGAAGAAGAAGAUGACGAUGAUGAUGAUGAUGAUGAUGAUGAUGAUGAUGAUGAUGAUGAUGAUGAUGAUGAGGAUGAAGAAGAUGAUGAGGAUGAUGAUGAAGAAGAAGAUGAUGAUGAGGAAGAAGACGAUGAUGAUGAUGAUGAUGAUGAUGAAGAAGAUGAGGAUGAGGAUGAAGAAGAUGAUGAGGAUGAUGAGAAUGAAGAAGAUGAAGAUGAUGAUGAGGAUGAAGAAGAAGAUGAAGAAGAUGAAGAUGAAGAUGAUGAUGAGGAUGAUGAGAAUAAAGAUGAUGAUGAUGAUGAGGAGGAGGAGGAGGAUGAAGAAGAAGGUGGAGAAUAUGAAGAUGAUGAUGAGGAUGGAGAAGAUGAAGAAGAAAAUGAUGAUAAAGAAGGAAUGGAGUUUCUUGCUAGUAACGAUAUGAAUAAAAAGCAGAAGUUAGCGUUGAUGCCUAAUUAUCAUAAGUUAAAGGAAGAAAUAACGAUACAAUACUUGGCAAAAACCCACAUCCUUCCUUACCUUCCAGCCAAAUCAUUAGCCAGGUGUAAACUUGUCUCUAAAGAAUGGGAUUCAUGGAUAUCAGGUCCAUUCUUCACCCACACCCAAAGUCAAUUUAGUCAAACUUCAGGUAUCUUUGAAGACGAAUUUGGAUCAAUUCGUUUCAUCUCCCUUGACCACUUCACUUAUGGGGUUCCUUUACCUUCUUUAAAUUUCCUCCCAAAAGAAGUUUCCAUAAAAAGCUCAUGCAACGGGUUACUUCUUUGUCAAGAUGAAAACGAAAAUUACGUUUGUAACCCUGCAAACAAAGAGUUCAUCAAGCUUCCAAAUUCUAGUUACUACCAUAGCCAAGAAGCAAAAAUUGUGCUUGCUUUUGAACCUUAUCUUUUAAAUUUCCAGCCAUCUUAUCAUGUUAUAUGCCCGUUCUCUAUUCCUGGUGAAGAACCCAUUUUGUAUGUUGACAUUUAUGAUUCAAAUACAAAAUCUUGGAGGGUUUCUGAAGAAAUAUGUGUAGAUUUGAAUGAAUCUGAUGUGAAAAGCGAGGGUGUUUUUGUAAAUGGAGUUGUUUACUGGGAAACGACAGGUGGCGAGUUGUUAGCCUUUGAUUUGAAGCAUGAAAUCCUUAGUGUUCAAAUACUCCCCGGAGGUGGUGCAUUGUCGAAGGUCCACGGAGAGUUAUGCUAUGUCAAAGGGCAUUAUCGCAAUUCUACCAAAAAGUGUGUGUUGAAUGUUUAUCGUGGUGGUCUUCGGUCAUUGAAAAAUAGCAUGAGUUUUUUUGCUCCCAUUGACGAUGUUAAAAAAGGUGACGUGGUUGAUUGUAGUGUUUUGGGUAAUUCAUGUGAUGAUGUUGUUGGUGUGAUUUUGAAGAAGUCGUGUGAAGAGCUGAAUCGUCUUUUUGUUUAUCAUGUGAAAGAUGGAAAGGUAGAAGGCCCAUGGUUUAUCUCGGGUUCUGGUUUUAAUAAGUUGUUGCCUUAUGCUAAUAGCCUUGUCUCCAUUGCUUAA
Messenger RNA from Lactuca virosa, 3446 nucleotides. Lineage: Eukaryota; Viridiplantae; Streptophyta; Magnoliopsida; Asterales; Asteraceae. The record is from the annotation of a GenBank genome assembly.